AUGUUAACUCAAAAAAUCUUUAAACCAACAGCAAGCACUACCAUUACCUACUUAGUCGUCCGGAGUGUGUUUUCAGGUAUAAACGUUUUUCUUUACCUUUCACUACCUUCAGCUCCAGUUAAAAAGUUUUACAAGAAUGUAUCCAUUUCUCAAGUGGUACCUGCCGGACAGAGUGACAUGCAUUACGAAGUGCUGCUCGAUCAGCGGAAACUUCGAACUCCUGGCGGACAACCAUUCUUAGUGCCGAAUGAAAUAUUGGCUCAUGCAGUUGCCCAAGAAUGGGAUAGUCAAAAGGAUCAUAUCAAAGGACACACUAUGCACUUUACGACCCUAUGCAAUCGGGUACUGGAUUGGCAAGAGCUCGCGGAUCCCGCCGCAGUGGUUCAAGGAAUUAUGCAGUUCGCUGACACCGACACAAUCUGCUUCCGAUGUGAUGAACCGGACGACCUUGUCACCAUGCAGCGUUCUUCUUGGGACCCAGUCUUGCAAUACGUGGUCGAGCGUUAUUCCAUCACACCAAUGAUAACUAAGAGCCUUGUCGGUUCCACUGUCAUGUCUCCGAGGGAUCGGGACGUUCUGACUCGACACUUCCUUAGUUAUAAUCCUUGGGGGUUGGUCGGCUUGCAGUCCUGUGUUGAAAACCUGAAAUCAGUCUUUCUUGCGCUGGCUGCUGUCGAUGGAUUUUGCUCGGCAUCGAAAUCCGUUGAACUCAGUCUUUUAGAACAGCUGUUCCAGGUUCAACGGUGGGGCGAAGUACUCUCUCAUCAUGACAUCGAGAUGGUGGAGUUGAAAGCCCGCGUCUCGGCAUCUGUGUUCCUAGUUAUCGUGAGCCAUUGUCGGAAACAUGUGAAGAGCAGGGUAGAUCUGGCCGCUAUAAGACACUUGGACGGUCAGGAUUAG
Molecule: messenger RNA, 900 nt
Organism: Dicrocoelium dendriticum
Lineage: Eukaryota; Metazoa; Platyhelminthes; Trematoda; Plagiorchiida; Dicrocoeliidae
Source: the annotation of a GenBank genome assembly